This is a messenger RNA of Procambarus clarkii (red swamp crayfish), 747 nucleotides long. Lineage: Eukaryota; Metazoa; Arthropoda; Malacostraca; Decapoda; Cambaridae. The record is from RefSeq and is a predicted model, not a curated record.
AUGAGAGAUGAACCAAGUAAUAACAUGAGAGAUGAACCAAGUAAUAACAUGAGAGAUGAACCAAGUAAUAACAUGAAAGAUGAACCAAGUAAUAACAUGAAAGAUGAACCAAGUAAUAACAUGAGAGAUGAACCAAGUAAUAACAUGAGAGAUGAACCAAGUAAUAACAUGAGAGAUGAACCAAGUAAUAACAUGAGAGAUGAACCAAGUAAUAACAUGAGAGAUGAACCAAGUAAUAACAUGAAAGAUGAACCAAGUAAUAACAUGAAAGAUGAACCAAGUAAUAACAUGAAAGAUGAACCAAGUAAUAACAUGAGAGAUGAACCAAGUAAUAACGUGAGAGAUGAACCAAGUAAUAACAUGAAAGAUGAACCAAGUAAUAACAUGAAAGAUGAACCAAGUAAUAACAUGAAAGAUGAACCAAGUAAUAACAUGAGAGAUGAACCAAGUAAUAACAUGAAAGAUGAACCAAGUAAUAACAUGAGAGAUGAACCAAGUAAUAACAUGAGAGAUGAACUAAGUAAUAACAUGAGAGAUGAACCAAGUAAUAACAUGAGAGAUGAACCAAGUAAUAACAUGAAAGAUGAACCAAGUAAUAACAUGAAAGAUGAACUAAGUAAUAACAUGAGAGAUGAACCAAGUAAUAACAUGAGAGAUAAGGUGAAGACGGGCAUGAUUAUAGUUUGUGGGGGUGUUGUGAGGUGUGUACCAGCAGCACAGGUGUGGACAUUACACACCUUCACAUGA